CAUAGACAUCCAGCGAUGCUCAUAGCUGUCCAAGGGUGCUGUCAUGGCUCUCUGUCAACUAUAUACGCCUCUAUAGCCAAAUUCGAAUCACAAUCUGAACAACACCGCCGCGUCCGUCUCCUGCUUCUCUGUGGAGACUUUCAAGCACUACGCUCAGAACAUGAUUAUGCCUCUUUGGCCGUUCCACCCAAAUACAGAGCUCUAGGCACGUUUCAUGAAUACUACAGUGGGAAGCAGGUCGCUCCUGUCCUUACAUUGGUCAUUGGUGGGAACCAUGAAGCCAGUAAUUACAUGCAGGAACUGUACCAUGGUGGUUGGCUCGCUCCGAAUAUCUAUUACCUCGGUGCGGCGGGGAGCGUGAUGGUCGAUGGAUUGCGGAUAGUAGGGUCUAGCGGGAUAUACAAGGCUCACAAUUAUGGCAAGGGACACUAUGAAAAGGUGCCGUAUAGGGAUUCACAACUGAGAAGCGUGUACCAUACCCGACACUACGACAUUGCAAAGCUGAUGCAGCUCUCUCCCCGCCCUCAUACCGUCUUCAUGUCGCACGAUUGGCCGACCGAGAUCCCAAAACACGGGAACACGGCCGAUCUCUUGCGCCGGAAACCAUUCUUCACAUCUGAAGUCAAUUCCAAUACACUGGGAUCGCCACCAUUACUCAACGUUCUUCGAUACCUCAAACCGAAUCAUUGGUUCGCAGCGCAUCUUCACGUCAAGUUUGCAGCUGUAUACGAGCACGAGGCCGGCGCCAGCUCGACGAAGGAGGUCCUGAAUUCAAGACCCACAUUGAAUCCUGAUGAAAUCGACUUGGACCUCGAUGAUGGUGUUCAAAGUCCUGUGGACAAUCCUGACGAGAUCACCAUCGAUGACGGGAAUGACGAUGUGCUGUCGGAGACAAAUCCUGCCACCGAGAACCCUGAUGAAAUUACCAUCGAGGAUGAGGAUGAGUCAGAUUUAGAGGAUCACAUGAAAGAGCAUGUGGCUCAUGAGCUUGCGCAAGGUCGUACAGGUGGAGAGAUCAACCCGGACGAAAUCAAUAUCGGGGACGAUGAAGAAUUCGAUGCUCCAGUCAUACCGAAUGGGGCACUUUCUGACCCGGUAUUGGAUGCACUCAAAGUGGACGAAAGUGCGGAUCUGGUCGAGGCGGCGCGGUCACAAGCCGGUCCCAAUGCGGCUCAUGGUAUCAUUGGGCCUGUGUCAGCAUCUUUGCCAGCGCCGGAGAAGCAUGGCGAGCCUGGUCCAUCAACAGUGCAGGCUCGCAGGACUUCUGAGAGCGCGACAAGCUCGACAUCCACCAAAUUCCUCGCCUUGGACAAGCCGGGCCGCGGACGCGAUUUCAUACAGUUUCUCGACAUUCCUACUCCUUCCUCCAUCGCCGAGGACCAAUAUCCUCGCAUGACAUUCGAUCCGCAUUGGCUGGCUAUCAGUCGAGCCCUACACUCACAUCUCUCGACAGAGCUGAGGCAGCCUCCACUACCCCGUCAAGACGAGAUGGAUAGGAUGAUCCAGCUGGAAUUAGACAAGAUAGAACAAGAUGGGUUACUGGUACCGAGGAUCAAAGGCCAAGGAGAACAGGACGGACCAGUAGAGCUGGUAUGGGAGAGAGGACCCAUCGACAUAGCUCGUGUACAGCAGUUCUGGCCAACAGCUCCUGCUCAUGGAGAGCCAGGAGGCUCGCCAACGGCUUGGUAUACUAAUCCUCAGACCGAAGCGUUCUGUGGGAUGUUGGGCAUCCAGAAUAAGAUCAACCCAGCACCCCCAUGAGCGAGAGUAUGCAUGAGGCGACAUCUCAGCGGAUAAAA
Kockovaella imperatae is the source of this 1799-nucleotide messenger RNA. Its product is annotated as lariat debranching enzyme, C-terminal domain-domain-containing protein. Bases 16 to 1761 code for a protein of 581 amino acids. The record is from RefSeq and is a predicted model, not a curated record. Gene Ontology annotation, biological process: mRNA splicing, via spliceosome. Gene Ontology annotation, cellular component: nucleus. Gene Ontology annotation, molecular function: RNA lariat debranching enzyme activity. The transcript has 5 exons. NCBI's taxonomy places the organism in Eukaryota, Fungi, Basidiomycota, Tremellomycetes, Tremellales, Cuniculitremaceae.